GUUUCCUUCAGAUAAAUAAUAAAUAGCACUCUCUGUGUAAACACUAACAAACACAAGGCAGCAGCUCGGCUCCAGCAGUGAUUGCUGAGUUGGUGGGGCACUCCUCAGCAAGAUGGCUGCAUUGCUGCGCGCAAUAGUGGCAUCCUGGUGAAAUGACGCAAGCCACAGUUUACGUUCAGUCCUCGAGGCUGUGAGCUCUCCAGUCUCCAUAGCGCAGAUCCCGCCCGACACACAGCCCGGAAGACCGACCGGCUACCCUCCAGUGGACCGAGCGGAACCGGUUCAUCUGAGUGAGAGUGCGAUGAGGAGAGGUUUCAGAGUGUGAGGCCAUGGGCUGCACCUCGGCCAAGCAGGUGUCGGCCGUGCCAAACGAUGAGGAGGGACGCGGCAAGGCCUACAGCAACGGAGACCUCUUCACCGAUGAAUACAAGAUGAAGGGAGUGGAGGAGGUGAAGUACAUGAGAGGGGAUGAAAACCGGGUGAAUGCACGCAACCAGGAGAACCUGGAGAAGAGUAAUGCGCAGUACAGGGGCAAACCGCAGAAAGAGGUCGCUGCAGCAAACAUCAAGUCAAAUAUUCACACGUCAGAGAGCCAGCAGGAAUUUUUCAGGAUGCUGGAUGAGAAGAUUGAGAAGGGGCGAGACUACUGUUCGGAGGGGGAGGAGGAAGAUGGGACAUAGCACAGAGGCCCCCAAGAUUCAGCCCCACAGAGAGCCUCACAGUGUGUGGAUGUGUGUGUGUGCGUGAGUGUAAAUGCGUACAUGUGUGCUUAUGUGUGCCUGGGAGAGGGAGAGAGAGAGAGAGAGAGAGAGUUGAAUCAGUGUUUUACCAAUGAGGCGUCGAUUUGACAGGAAACUAUGUGUUGGAAUGAGCAUGUGUGUGUGUAUGGCAAAGAUAGUAUUUUAAUCAAAAGUGAAAGAGUGGGGGAUAAAUGUGAGAGAACGAGAGAGAGAAAGAAAUAAUGGGAUAAAGAACACUUUCUUCAGAGACUACAGCCCUCCUCUCUUAGAGCCUCACCCCUUCAGGCCCCUGAGCAGACAGAUGGAGGUGUCGGAGCGAUGAAGGGACAGACAGAUGAAAAGAGGGAGAGAUGGAGGAGGACGUGACGACGGAUGGGCACAUGUCACCGUGAACGGGAGAGAAGGACUUGCCACAGUCGGGUCAAACAGAGUACUUUCCUUAAGCAGGACAACAGCAGCUCCUCGUCCCUCCAUCUGUCCCCCCGCCCCGUAUCUGUCCAUCUGUACCUCCUGAAUAUUUAACCCCGGCAACUCGACAAAAGGAACUCCCCAAAAUAUGGAGACCCAGUAGGGACAAGUGUCGGUUUACCGAGAAGACACACAAGAAGCCCAGGGGAGGAAAAGAUGGUGAAGGCAGAGGAGUUACGCAACGCCACCAGGAUCCACACUGAACUUUUUGGCCUGCCUACAUACAGCCAGGCCUGCUUGGGCCACGAGGGACUGAGAGAAUGGGUGAGGGAGGGUGAGGGAAAGUGGAGAAUAAAGAGUGAGAAAUUUGUGAUAUUUUAAUAAGAGAGAGUAGGGAGCGAGCUGGUGAUUUAGAAACUCUAAACUCCUCCUGCCUUCUGAAGUCAAGGACCUUUUUUUUUUUUUUUUUUUUUUUUUUUUUUUUAAUCUGUUCCGCAGCCACAUGUUCAGUUAUUAUUUUUUCCUUUUUCUUCAGUUUGUUUUUAUUCUUGGCUUCCUUCGUAGUGUAUCAUCAUCAUCAAUGUCAUUAUCAUCCUCAUCACCACAGCAGGCAGACUGAAGCUGCGUUAAUUCAGAGCAUCUGUGUCUCAACCCGAUCCAUCCUCCUUCAUAUGUACCAUCACACUGCAGAUCCUAGCUCACACACACACACACACACACACACACACAGUCUUUUAUUGUACAUAUGGUAGCACACUCUCAUCCCUACACACCCGCAGCAUGUACAUAUUAACCACACAAACACACGCAUUAUUGUAUCCCUUUCAUUUCACCAGCAGACUGUCAUGUGCAUCAGUCAGAGGUAUUCUGUAAAGCUCCAUUUCUGCUUUGGUUUAGUGUUCACAUACACACACACACACACACACACACACACACACACACCUCUCUCUCUCACACACACAGACACACACACACUCUCUCUCUCUCACACACACACACACUCUCACUCACACACACACACAAACACAAACACACAGGUACUGAAGCAGCAAACUGGGCUGAGAUCAAGGGGAGGAUGCGUGGUUGCCAUAUAGACACAGACCUGAUCACAUCUUUUGUUGUCAUCUUUACUGGAUACUUCCUGUUGUAUUAUUUUGAAUACGUUUUUUCUAUUAAAAUUAAAAACGAAGAAGCUCUUAA
Molecule: messenger RNA, 2348 nt
Organism: Dicentrarchus labrax (European seabass)
Lineage: Eukaryota; Metazoa; Chordata; Actinopteri; Moronidae
Exons: 6
Coding region: 330-680 (116 amino acids)
Source: RefSeq, a predicted model, not a curated record